Messenger RNA from Musa acuminata AAA Group (dessert banana), 947 nucleotides. RefSeq names its product WUSCHEL-related homeobox 6-like. NCBI's taxonomy places the organism in Eukaryota, Viridiplantae, Streptophyta, Magnoliopsida, Zingiberales, Musaceae. The record is from RefSeq and is a predicted model, not a curated record. Gene Ontology annotation, biological process: adventitious root development. Bases 49 to 798 code for a protein of 249 amino acids. Gene Ontology annotation, molecular function: DNA-binding transcription factor activity; DNA binding. The transcript is spliced from 3 exons.
CGAUCUUUUUCGAUCUUUCUCUCUCUUCUCCCAUCUCUUGCACUCGCCAUGGACGGCCGGAACGGCAGCCCAAACCGCGGUCUCGCCGGCGCGGAGCCCGUGCGCUCCCGCUGGACCCCGAAGCCGGAGCAGAUCCUCAUACUGGAGUCCAUCUUCAACAGCGGCAUGGUUAACCCCCCCAAGGAUGAGACGGUGAGGAUCCGCAAGCUCCUCGAGAAGUUUGGCUCCGUCGGCGACGCCAACGUCUUCUACUGGUUCCAGAACCGGCGGUCAAGGUCCCGCCGCCGGCAGCGGCAGCUGCAAGCCGCGGGCCUCGCGGCGGAUCCCGGAGCUGCGAUGCACGCACGCCAGGUCGGUGGUGCAGCUCUGUAUGAACCGACCUCGACCGGCAUGUCAUCGAACAACUCGUCUGGUGGAGGCAGGCUCUUUGCUUGCUCUUCUUCUGCUUCUUCUUCUUCUUCUUCCUCCUCCUCAUCCUCUAGCCUUGUGGGGGAUGAUGGAGGUGCCGAUGAUCUCUUCUUCUCUCGCCAGAUGGGCUUCAUGGAGAGUUGCCAGAAUCCUUUUAUGUGCUAUCCUGACGUCGGUCCAAUGAACUAUCAGCCUGGGACCAUCACUGUCUUCAUCAAUGGGAUCCCAUCAGAAGUUCCAAGAGGACCUAUAGACUUGAGAGCUAUGUUUGGCCAAAAUGUGAUGCUCGUCCACUCCUCCGGAGAGCUUCUUCCCAUCAAUGAAUACGGAAUUCUACUGCAGAGCUUGCAGAUGGGUGAAAGCUACUUCUUGGUAUCAACAUCUACUUAAUCCAUGAGAAAUGGCAUCAGCAGAAUCGAAUGCCUCUUCCAGUGAUCACAAUUUCAGAAGCAAUCUCACCUCUUGUCAUAAUUUAAUGAUCUACCACAUCCUUAUGUGUCUAAUUAUUACCAUGGCUGAAGCUGUUUGUAGCUUUCCUA